AUGAGUCGUAAACUUGGAAAGCCGCGCAUCACUGGCGGCAAAGCAUUCAAUACCCUCAGUCCCAGUACCUUCAGCACUUUCUCAAAUACAUCCAAAGGAACUGAUCUCUCCUACUUAACCGAACCACCCGACCUCUCCUCCAUCUCGGAUGCGAAUGUUGUCGUGUCACUUAAGAAUCUACAAAAGAAAGAUGCCACCACCAAAGCUAAGGCACUAGAGGAGCUAGUAGCAUAUGUUCAGGCGCAUCCACAUGAACGCGAUGGAGGUGCGGAGGAGCCUGUCUUGGAAGCCUGGGUUCAACUAUACCCUCGUAUAUCAAUAGAUAACUCCCGCCGCGUCCGCGAACUCUCCCAUGUCCUUCAAUUCGAGUUAAUGAAAUCCGCUCGCAAGCGCACCGAGAAGCACAUUCCCCGAAUCGUAGGCUCUUGGCUUGCCGGUACUUUUGAUCGGGACAGGGCCGUCUCACGCGCAGCUACAGAAGGACUGUCUUCUUUUCUCACAACCCCUGAGAAAGUCGUCCAAUUUUGGAAGCGCUGUCAAUCGCAAAUUAUCGACUAUGCGUCUAAUGCGAUAAAGGAGACCCCCGAGACUCUUAGCGAUGAGCGAUCCACGAGCGCUGACGAUGCGCAGGCCAAGUACUACCGAGUUCUGGGCAGCAGUCUUGCGUUUGUCCUAAAUCUCUUACAAAAGCUUGAUAAUUCAGAUCUUGAGAAAUGCCAAGACGAGUACGAUCAGUUUUUUGAGCAGGAUAAAGUCUGGGCGAGUAUUGCUGCCAGCGAUGCCGUUGUUAGGCGACUAUCCUGCCAGCUUUUGUCAAUAUGCCUAGAAAAACGGAACGACCAGAUCGGAGCAGAUCUCGCUAGACUCAGUAAGACAUUUAUCGUCGAAGGCCUAAGAUCUAGCCAGGCCGGUUCUGCAUCAGAAUAUGUCAGUACCUUGACUGAUUUGACAGCAAAACAUCCAUCUGUGUGGACGUCCGACUACCGUGGAAAGAAGUCACCAACAUCAAGAUUAAAAGUAUUCCUGGAGAAAGGCUCGCAGAGUAGUACUUCUAGAUUUUGGAUUUCGCUCAACCAAUUAUUGAAUGUUCUGCCUGCCGGUAUUCUUCCAGAAGAUCUAUCCGAUUCUAUGGAAUUUCUCAAAUCUAUGAGACUAGGUCUCAUGAGCAGAGAUGAGGCGCGCAGUAAUGCCGUUGAUGGCUGGUCAACUUAUCUUAGCACCGCAAGACGCUUUACUGAAACGAUGAAAUCUAGUGAGGGCAGAGAGAAGUUAGUUCAGGAAAACAUAUUCCCUCUCAUCGCACAUUAUCUGCAUCCAACCCCGGAAACAUAUUCGUGGGCCUCCGGAACCCAACAGCCUGUUCUUAUCAAAGCAUACACUCUAACCGCAACCUCGCCGUUUGAAGAUGUCGUAAAGGUAACCAAGGCAGAAUGGUGCCAGUGGAAAAAGGAUCUCCAAGAUCGCAUUCGCAACUCACUGCCCGAGGCGUCUAAGGAGUACGAAAAGUCCCAAAAAUCAGUAGCCGAUGAAGGUCACCGGUGGUUUACUUUCACAGGCCUGAUUUCCAAUGCCCAUGGACAGACACUUGGAGGUGACCGUCCGAUCCCAGAUAUACCAGCUGAAUAUUCUCUGGAGCUACUCCAGGACAUCUUCCGAGUAUUAGAAACGAGAAACUGGAAGCCAUUUGGGGCAGCCGCAAUCUUGGAGUCAGCCUUCAAGCAGUCUCCAAAACUCUUUAGUCAAUCCUUGGAUGGCAUAAAUGAAGUGAUAGGCCUCCUAACGAGUCUGUUGUCAAGGAAUGGGGCAGAAAUCCUUUCAAUGCCCGCCGCAACUUACAUCUUCUCAGCCAUUAAUCUACUUGGUCAAGUUCCCGAACAACAGGAAGGAUAUCAUAAAAUUUGGAAUGCGAACAUCACAGCUCUUUUGGAGCACGUUGAGAGCUCAGGAGCUUUGCCGGCAUUAACUACACUCAUUUCUAAUCGGAAUGCGGUCGUUCUCGCCCAACAGAAUCAGGACUUGCAAAGAGAACUGAUUAAGCGGUGUCUGAUGUGCUCUGUUGGUGCAACAGACGUAGGGUGGGAACUCUUCAACGCUGUACUAACAUUUGAUACGCUAACAAAUACGGCUGCAACACGACUUGCCCGAGAGCUUGGGAGCCGUAUUACGAAUACUUUAGGCCAGCCCAACGAAGGGGUGAUUAAGGGGUUGCGACUUAUAGCUGAAAGGACACCAGAUAUUUUACUGCGUGAUGAGGAAGCUCAUAUGAAUUUGAUGACUGGCUUACUAGCUGUGUCUGAACGAUUUGAUGCUACUUCUGAUAUAACCGCAUUAAGGUCUUUGAUGGAUCAUCCUUCAACCAGUGGUUCCCGGUCACUUGAGCUGGUGCGGCAAGGCAUUUCUAACGCCGAUUCGAACUCGCUUGCAGUCGAUACGCUUGUUCAGCAAGCCACACAAAUCCUUAGCUCAAUCACAAUUUCCUUGACCGAUACAAAUCGAAGCGAACAACUAGAAUGCGUAAUACCAGACACAGACAUAUGGAAACAGGAACUGGCCCCCUUUUUGGAAGUUGCACCCAAUCCAUCUCUCGCCCUUACGAAUGGUCUUGGUGGCGCUUAUUUUCUCACUCCAUCGUCCACAGACUCGCCAUCCCCAACUAUACGGAGAGAUCGAGACGGAUGUUCCAUUCCUGGGCGCAUGGCAAUAUACAGCAGCAGGUUACUCUUGGCAGAUUUUGAGCUCGAUUCGUUACCACUGCAAAAACGAGUAGAGACCGUAAUACUGCUGGGGCUGACUGCGGAACUUGUCACGGACCAACUGACAGUGAUGAGUGAAGAUAGUAUAUGGAGGUCAUUAUCUUCCGAAGCCGCUCUAUCAGAUGCUGAAAAUUUGAUAUCAUCUGCGCGAAGGUUUUUGCUUGGCAUUAGUGAGGACGCGGCAGGUUGGAGAGAUGGAGCUGGCACAGCUAAGUCACAACUAGUAAACGCCAUUAUCCGAACAUUAAUCGACGAAGCAAGGCAUUUAACAUCCAAAGGCUUAUACUAUGCGCGAGUCCUUAGUAAUCUUCUUCAGGCAUUGGUAGAGAGCCACGGUUUACCAUCCAGUGGAGAGCAAUGGUUGGAGAACUUGGAUUUUCUGAAGACCAGUACCGUGUCGGUUCUCCCGGCUGUCGCAGUCCUUAGCGGUCUCGGCGAAUCAGCGUCGACCUCGAAAAUCGUCAACAAAUUCUGCAACCGCCUGAUCAGUGAUAUUGCAGGGGCGAACGUCGGCCAGGAGAAAACGCUCACAUCCCUUGUGCUCCUCAACACCUGUACGCAAAUAUACGACAUUGGAGAGCUUCCAGUUGCUAGUAACCGGUUGGUUUUCGCCGUCAGACAACUUACAUCAUGGCUUGAAACCCCUAGUGACCUCGAUUAUCGCUUCGCAGCAGAGGUAUGCCGUUGCCUUCAGCGCCUCCUUCCAUGCAUCAAGGAUGUAUAUGGAUCUUAUUGGGAGAGCGCUGUGGAAUUCUGCAUUUACAUCUGGACAAAAUCGAUGACCAAGUCCCUCGAUCACAGGUUACCGGCGAUUUGUUCCUCCCUUCGCCUGAUUGCUACGCUACAGUCAAUCGAGGACCCUAACGAUGAUCUAGUUGAUGUCCUAGAAUCUUCUAUGGAGAAGCGAUCAACUGCAUUGAUCGAACUACUCAAAGUGCCUCGAGAGCACAAUACCCAGCCUCUCGAGAUUGUAGACUCCAUCAUCAGUCGUCAUUUGGAAAAAGUCCCUCUGGAGCAUAUAAGGGAUCUCUCGGAGUUGUACGGGCUAGUGGCAAGCGAAUCGCGGGCUAUCCAAAUAGCAGCAUUUACUAUGCUUCACAAGGCGCUCCCCGCUGUUCAGGAGAAGCUUUCGUUGGAUAUUCUACUAGAAAAGAGGGAUGCCCAGCUCCCUGAUGAACUUUUGUCUCUUCUUCUCGAUGCGCCAACGCUUGAGACUUACCCCGACGAAGUCCUGACUCAUUUCCCUGCACCCAUCCGCUCUUAUCUUCUCUCAUGGCACUUGGUGUUUGACUCCUUUCGAUCGGCCACCUUCAGAGUGCGUAGUGACUAUACCGAGAACAUCAAGGCAGCCAAUUAUAUUGGACCUUUGAUGGAAUUCACCUUCGACGUUCUUGGCCAUUCAGCGGCCCACCCCCUGAAUCUAGACAAGGCCAAUUUCACGGCGGAACAGAUUCGGGAGUAUGAUGUGAAGCUCGCUGGGGCAGAAACUGAAGAAAGGGAUAUGCAGUGGCUCCUGAUUCAUCUAUAUUAUCUGGUACUCAAAUACGUACCUGGCCUUUUCAAGGCAUGGUACAUUGAGUGUCGCUCAAAGCAGACAAAGAUUGCGGUCGCAAGCUGGAUGACCAAACACUUCUCGCCAAUUAUCAUAUCAGAGGCCCUAAAUGAUGUUUUGGAAUGGAGCACGACUCAGGAAGCUCCCGGGGAAGAUGAGAAAGAGCUGGUUGUGAGAGUAAGCCACGCCGCUAAAGAGGUAACAGCCGGCUACGAGGUAGACGAGCAAGAAGCCCUGAUUGCGAUACGGGUUCCGCCUAACUAUCCGCUCGAAGGUGUAUCGGUGACGAGUGUCAAUCGGGUCGUAGUCAACGAGAAGAAAUGGCAAAGCUGGAUCAUGACGACGCAGGGCGUCAUUACUUUUUCGAGCGGGAGCAUCAUCGACGGCCUAGCGACUUUCCGUCGCAACAUCGUGGGCGCCAUGAAGGGACAGACUGAAUGCGCCAUCUGCUACAGCAUUAUCAGCACUGACAAGAGGAUGCCAGACAAGCGUUGCCAAACGUGCAAGAAUCUGUUUCACCGCACUUGUUUAUACAAGUGGUUUCAGAGCAGCAACCAAAACACAUGCCCUCUAUGUCGGAACCCUAUUGACUAUCUCGGCGGUGACACGAAAUCAAGGAGAGGGGGCUGA
Molecule: messenger RNA, 4935 nt
Organism: Hypoxylon fragiforme
Lineage: Eukaryota; Fungi; Ascomycota; Sordariomycetes; Xylariales; Hypoxylaceae
Exons: 4
Coding region: 1-4935 (1644 amino acids)
Biological process (GO): rescue of stalled cytosolic ribosome; ribosome-associated ubiquitin-dependent protein catabolic process
Cellular component (GO): RQC complex; cytosol
Molecular function (GO): ubiquitin protein ligase activity; ribosomal large subunit binding
Source: RefSeq, a predicted model, not a curated record